Gekko japonicus is the source of this 569-nucleotide messenger RNA. RefSeq names its product guanine nucleotide binding protein (G protein), gamma 12 (gene GNG12). Gene Ontology annotation, molecular function: G-protein beta-subunit binding. The coding region runs from base 253 to 471 and encodes 72 amino acids. Gene Ontology annotation, biological process: G protein-coupled receptor signaling pathway. The record is from RefSeq and is a predicted model, not a curated record. The transcript is spliced from 4 exons. Gene Ontology annotation, cellular component: heterotrimeric G-protein complex. Lineage: Eukaryota; Metazoa; Chordata; Lepidosauria; Squamata; Gekkonidae.
GCUCCGGUCGCCCAUAGAGACGGAGGAGUCCCGAGUUGUGAGGGCGGCGGCGGCGGCGGCCGAAGCGGGGACGACAGAAGCCAAGGAAGGGUUUCUCGGCGCCCGCCUGGCCACGGACGAUUUGCCAAGGCCAAGAACAAUUGUAAGCAGAACAAGACUUGGAAGACAGAUCACCUGAUUCCCAGUUGGUGCUGUAAUUGCAAGACUGUUCCCGUCCUUCAUACCAGAAGCACUUGAAAGAGCUCACUGAAAAUGUCUAGCAAAACCUCCGGCACAACAAACAUAGCUCAGGCCAGAAGAACUGUUCAGCAGUUGAGAAUAGAAGCAUCUAUAGAAAGAAUAAAGGUAUCCAAGGCAUCAGCAGAUCUAAUGUGCUAUUGUGAGGAGCAUGCUAGGAAGGAUCCUUUACUAAUGGGUAUACCUGCUUCGGAAAACCCCUUCAAGGAUAAAAAGACCUGUACAAUCCUAUAGGCAAAGUAGCAAGAUGCCUUGAAGACCCUCCCUGUGAAACCAACCAAGCAGUUUCUUAGAGAAGUAACCUGAAGAUCAAGUGGUACCAACUGCAUAAA